AUGGCUGCGCACGGGCUUGUCCCUUGUGGGUGCGGGCUUUGGCAUCAUCAAGUUCUUACCAGGAGUUUCCUCCAACUUCGUGAUGGGCUUCGCCCUCAUCACGGUGGGUGUCUUUGUGCUGCUCUACUCCGCAGCCAGGUAUUUCGAUGUGAUGCAUUGCCUGGAGCAGGGGGAGUUCUCGGUAGACACAGGCGGCAUUGUGCUCGUGGUGGUUGCUGCCGGGCUGCUCGAGUUCUUGGUGAUCUGCAUUGUUCUCGACCAUUUAUGGAACCAUCAAGGCCAGCGGCAUAG
Symbiodinium sp. CCMP2592 is the source of this 291-nucleotide messenger RNA. NCBI's taxonomy places the organism in Eukaryota, Dinophyceae, Suessiales, Symbiodiniaceae. The record is from the annotation of a GenBank genome assembly.